This is a messenger RNA of Ustilaginoidea virens, 1833 nucleotides long. RefSeq lists its product as uncharacterized. Lineage: Eukaryota; Fungi; Ascomycota; Sordariomycetes; Hypocreales; Clavicipitaceae. The record is from RefSeq and is a predicted model, not a curated record. Bases 1 to 1833 code for a protein of 610 amino acids. Gene Ontology annotation, biological process: phenylalanyl-tRNA aminoacylation. The transcript has 3 exons. Gene Ontology annotation, cellular component: phenylalanine-tRNA ligase complex; cytoplasm. Gene Ontology annotation, molecular function: RNA binding; ATP binding; phenylalanine-tRNA ligase activity.
AUGCCUACCAUAUCUGUUGACAAGUACAGGCUCUUCGAAGCUCUCGGCAACAGCUUUACCAAGCCAGAAUUCGAGGACAUUUGCUUCGAGUAUGGCAUCGAGCUCGACGAAGACACCGAGGACCAGGAACGGCCCAUUGUGGACGGGAAGCAGGAGCCUCCUCAACUGAAAAUCGAAAUCGGAGCCAAUCGCUACGACAUGCUGUGCUUCGAAGGCAUUGCCCUCAACCUAAACAUCUUUCUCGGCCGUGUCAGCCCUCCAAAGUACCGCGUUGUCGAGCCCAAGGAUGCAACGACCCAAGUCAUCAAGGUUUCACCCGACACCACAAAGGUCCGACCUUUUGUCUCUGGCGCCGUGCUGCGCAAUAUCAAAUUCACCCAAGACAGAUACGACUCCUUCAUCUCCCUGCAAGACAAGCUUCAUCAGAACUUGGCCCGCAACCGAACGCUCGUCUCCAUGGGCACACACGAUCUUGAUACCAUCCAAGGGCCCUUCACCUACGAAGCGCUACCGCCCAAAGACAUCAAGUUCAUCCCUCUCAAUCAGACAAAGGAAAUGGACGGUCAAGAGCUCAUGGCCUUUUACGACGGCGACAAGCAUCUGGGCCGUUAUCUACACAUCAUCCGCGACGCCCCAGUCUAUCCAGUCAUUUACGAUGCCAACCGGACCGUCUGCUCACUCCCUCCCAUCAUCAAUGGCGAACACUCCAAAAUCACAACCAACACCACCAACGUCUUCAUCGAAAUCACCGCCACGGAUCUGACAAAGCUGCAGAUUGUCACCGACGUACUUGUCACCAUGUUUUCCGAAUACGUCGACCAACCUUUCACCGUGGAGCCAGUCAAGAUCGUUUCGGACCAUAACAACUUGACUCGCGUCACCCCGACUCUCGAGCCUCGAGUCGCUUACGCCGAGGUCGAUUAUCUCAACAGCUGCACGGGCUUGACCGAGUCCCCCGAGAGCCUCUGCAAGCUUCUCACCAAGAUGGCCUACGUUUCCAAACCAUCAGACACGGAUCCCAACUUGCUCGAGGUGCAGAUCCCACCUACUCGCGCCGAUGUCUUGCAUCAAUGCGACAUUAUGGAGGAUCUCGCCGUGUGCUACGGCUUCAAUAAGCUUCCGCGCACUGCCCCUACCCGAAGCGCUACCAUCGGAGCCCCAUUGAAAAUCAACAAGCUGGCUGAUGUUGUUCGAAUGGAGGCGGCUAUGGCCGGCUGGAGUGAAGUAAUGCCGCUCAUCCUGUGCAGCCAUGACGAGAACUUUGCCUGGUUGAAUCGCCGGGAUGAUGGCAAGACGGCAGUUCGACUUGCCAACCCCAAAACCCAGGAAUACCAAAUUGUCCGCACCUCUCUGCUGCCUGGUCUCCUCAAGACGAUACGCGAAAACAAAGGGCAUGCCGUUCCCUUCAAAAUAUUUGAAACCUCAGACGUGACGUUCAAGGACGAGUCUGCUGAGCGCAAAGCUCGCAACCAACGCCACUUUGCGGCUGCCUACUGCGGCAAAUCCAGCGGUUUCGAAGUCGUCCACGGCCUGCUCGACCGCAUCUUGGCCAUGCUUCGCACCGCUUUCAUCGCCCACGACGAAGGCUUGUCCGCCGGAAAGAGCAUCGACUACCAAGUCAAAGAAAGCCCCAGCAAGGCUGACGGCUACUGGAUCGAGGAGCUCGACGAAGGCACCUUUUUCCCCGGACACGGUGCUUCGGUGCACUUGCGUUUGGCGGGCAAGGACCGGCGCAUCGGCGAGUUUGGCAUCAUCCACCCGACCGUGUUGGAAAAGUUUGACCUGAGAUACCCCGUCAGCACGCUCGAGAUAGAUCUCGGGGUGUUGUUAUAG